AUGAGCCUUCCCAGCUAACAGAGGUUUUCUGGACACCAUUGGCCAUUCUCCAGUGAAGACUUUCAGCUGAACUCUCAUCUCUCAACACUGGCAAAUAUUCAUAAGAUCUACCACACCCUUAAUAAGCUAAAUCUAACAGAAGACGUUGGCCAAGACGAUCACCAAACAGGAAGUCUUCGGUCUUGCAAUUCUUCGGACUGUUUUAGUAAAGUGAUGCCGCCAAGGAAAAAGAGAAGACCUGCCUCUGGAGAUGAUUUGUCUGCCAAGAAAAGUAGACAUGAUAGUAUGUAUAGAAAAUACGAUUCAACUAGAAUAAAGACUGAAGAAGAAGCCUUUUCAAGUAAGCGGUGCUUAGAGUGGUUCUAUGAAUAUGCAGGUACUGAUGAUGUUGUAGGUCCUGAAGGCAUGGAAAAAUUUUGUGAAGACAUUGGUGUUGAGCCAGAAAAUGUAGUUAUGCUUGUCCUGGCUUGGAAAUUGGAUGCACAGAACAUGGGUUAUUUUACUCUACAGGAAUGGUUAAAAGGAAUGACUUCUCUACAAUGUGAUACAACAGAAAAACUAAGAAAUACUUUGGAUUACUUAAGAUCAUUAUUAAAUGAUUCUACAAACUUUAAACUUAUUUACAGAUAUGCAUUUGACUUUGCACGGGAAAAGGACCAGCGCAGCCUAGACAUAAAUACUGCCAAGUGCAUGUUGGGACUGUUAUUAGGAAAAAUGUGGCCCCUUUUUCCAGUUUUUCACCAAUUCUUAGAGCAAUCAAAAUAUAAAGUUAUCAACAAAGACCAGUGGUGCAAUGUGCUAGAAUUUAGCAGAACAAUUAAUCUUGACCUCAGCAACUAUGACGAAGAUGGAGCAUGGCCAGUUUUGUUGGACGAGUUUGUGGAGUGGUAUAAAGACAAACAGAUGUCAUAGGACUUUAUGCAUAGCAGCGAGAGAGUCACUGUUACCACAGUUAUAUCAACCAUUAGCCAUAAAUUGCUGUUCGUAUCAAAGCGCAUGCUGCUUUUCUUGCACUGUCUCCCUUUUGCAGGGACGUUUUUGGUGUUUGCUUGAAUGGGCCAGCUCUGCUUGCUGUGUAGCAUUGUUCUCUUGGAAGGCUGCUUUGCAGUUUUUAUUUACACUACAGAUUGGUCAAUUUGCCAACGUCCUCACUGUGAUUAUGUGUAUAUUGCUGUUUAAAUUUUGUAUAUGUGUAUAAAAAGAAAAAGCUUCACCUAGAGAUUAUUUCUGCAAAAAUGUAUUGUAAAAAUAAUUUUGUGGCAUAUUUCUAGUCCCUUUUUUCAAAUGAACCUAUUAUAUUUUAUUUGGUCUCAAAUGUAGCAUUUCAGAAAACAAGACAAAACAACUGUUACUAUGAGCAAAAUGUUGCCAGAAUUAACCUUAUUGUUUAAGAGGCCAACUUUUGGAAGAAAGUGAGAAUCAUAAUUUUUCAGACGUAUGUCAAAUUUUAUUUGGUUUACUUACUAGUAGCAUCUUAAAAUAAUGAAAGUUAUAAUUAUUUUAACAUACAGAUAUGUACCAUGCUAUGGAUCAUUUCCACCAUGCAAAGUAAAGUUUUUUGUUUUUUAAUGUUACUGUAGUAGUUUGGGUAUAGGUACAAGUGAACAAAUUAAAAUUGUAUUUUUUUUUAAAAAAAAAGUGGGGUUUAAAUUCUUCUAAACUUUACUUAGCGGUUUACUUUUUAACUUUUGCAUUCUUCUAGUCACUGUUUGGUCUGCUAAUGCUUUCCAUGCCAUCCUAAGUAAAAUUUAUUUUGCUGCCUCCAUGAAAACCUAAUGGUUUGCUGGCAAUUUGUAACUGCAGAGCACUUUUAGUUGUGGCUUGAAUUUUUAGUUAAGCUCUCAUGAUAUCUUAAUUUUCUAGUUUUUUGGAAGAAGAACGAUACUGUAAGUGAGAGGUUUGGGUUUUGUUUUAUGCCUCCCCUCCCCACCUUUCUUUUUUUGUUUCUUUCAUGCUAGGCUUUUCCUGGCAGAAUGUCCAUUGCAGGCAGUGGACACAAAACCACCAGCAUUGAGUUAAAUCUAUUAAAUGAUAGGAUGUUUCCUGGAGGGGCCACUCCUCAUUACCUGAGUAAUUUGUACAGAAAGGUUAUAGCCAUUAUUUAUGUGGAUAAGGAAACAAUAGUCAGCAGGAAGGUAUUUUUAGAUUUGUAUUUAGUGUCUGGUUUUGUUUGCCUUACUCUUGUUUAGAAGAUGUAGUUAACAUGUUUUUCCCCCAACCAUCUGGUGCUAUUGAAUAACUAAUUCAGUCCCUAAGGUUUUGUGAAAACAUAAAAAUCGAAUGAUUUAAUUAAGUAUAAAAGUAAUGGUGCAUUUAAAGAAGUGAAUGGUAUGUGAGCAAGAUUCAUGAUUGAACACGUAAUGAUUGGAAGAGCUUUGGGACUAUUUCAAAAUCUGGCCAAAAAGUCCUUCAGAUUAAAUGUGAACCUUUAAAUGACAUUCAGUAAGUAAAGCACACAGACAAUGCUGCUCUUGACCACUAUUUCACAGUUUCUUUGUAAACAGUGUUCAGAUUUUCAGAUCAUUUUUUUUCCUAACUGAACCACCAAAGACAGAAAUUUUGUAUGUAUAUAUAGUGUGAGUGCAUAUACAAAAUCAUGGUAUGGUAGAAAGCAACUACUUCCUUUCUUUACCAAAUAGAAAAGUUUGGUUUGCUGUGAAAUAAAGCAGAAGUUUCAAAAACUCUGUAAUGACUAAGCAUACUUAAUCAUUCCUUGUUUGUAAACUCACUUCCACCUUACAAAUUAAAAUCCAGUUUGCACAAAUUAUUAUCUGAAAAAUAAUAGAAAUUGUUUAUGGCAAGCAACAGCUAUUGAGACCACUCUGUUGAAAGGGAUUCUUAUGGGUGUGUGUAUGCUACAUGCUGAAUGGCCAUAGCAGAUUCAGAUCUGUGGGACACUUGAUUUUCACAGGUAUCUUAUGAAGUUAACAGAUCACACUUUAAAAGCAACAGUCCUUAAAUUUCAUCAACUGUAGUUUUGUUUAAAGCAAAUUAAAUCAUGAGUGAAAUUAUUUAAAAAGUUACUGUUAGAAUCUGGAGAAUUUUUUAAACACUAAAGCACAGAUAAUCCUAAAAAAGGGUGGGGGGCUGGAAUUCUUGCAAGGGGAGUUGUUACAUUUCAUUUAAAUGAACAUUUUCAUGAUAGGGUAGCCCAAGUAAAAACUAUUUCAUGAUGUAUAAUGUGGAAGUAAGUAUUCCAAAGGCUUAAUCCUGCAUACUUAGAAAACUGUAAAUAAUCUUUAAGCCCUUGGAAAAAAAAAAAAACCCUCUGUGAUUGCUGGGUUGCAGAGUGUUUACCCUUGGUUUUUCCUCAUUUUAUGUAGUUAUUACUGAGGGGAGAAAUAGGGGUGAAACAGUAAGUUUUUUUUUUUUUUUAAAGACAAGACACUUUUUAUUAAAAAUUUCUCUAAGUUACAGAAAACUGAUGAACAAUCAUUGAGCACUUAUUUACUGGCUAAUGUUAAAUAAGUUAGGGUGCCUUCUUUGGGUUUUUCUUUAGUAUCUAAGUAUACAACCUUUUUCUCUCUUUCCAUUGUAUUUUAAACUCCACAUUGUAAUACUCGGUUGUAAUGGAAUACAGCUUUUAGGUGUUUACUGCUGUGGUAGGCCAGAAACUCCAUUAUUUAAUUCUCUACAAACAUAUAUGAUAAUGCAAUGUGCACCUUUUUUUGAAGCAUGAACUCUGAAUUAAGUUUUUAUAAACUCUAACUAAAACUCUAGAUUCUGAUUUAACAACAGGUUUCUGUUGCCUCUCAGUCUCCAUUUUAACAAUGCUUUUGAAGUUUAUACAGAAAACUUUAAAAGUUAGUUUGUGUCCUUGGUUUUAAUUCUUACAACUGCUAAAAUACCUCUGUAAGCCUUAUUCUUUAUCUUUCAUAUGUUGUAUAAUAAAUGUAUAGAAUUCAUUGACCAACUAAAAUGUUGGGUGUAUGUAAAUGAGACCAAAACAUGGGUUGCUUUUGUUUCAUAAAAUAAUUUCUGUUGAGGGUUACUGUUAAGUGAACAACAGCUAACCUAUAACUGUGAAUGCUUCAUGUCGUCAGUAUUUGCAUUACAUUCAUAAAAGUGUGCAAGUCCUGUGACUCCCAAGCUUAACUAAAAUACUGUUAUGCCACCUAACUUGAGUACAGCAAACUGGUUUUAGGUUUUAAUGGAAUUGAUGUAAAAUGAUACUCCGCAAAUAAAAGGUAUUUGUGUUUGGUUUCAGAA
Choloepus didactylus (southern two-toed sloth) is the source of this 4209-nucleotide messenger RNA. It is a transcript of the gene DCUN1D4, whose product is annotated as defective in cullin neddylation 1 domain containing 4. The coding region runs from base 214 to 912 and encodes 232 amino acids. Gene Ontology annotation, molecular function: ubiquitin-like protein binding; cullin family protein binding; ubiquitin conjugating enzyme binding. The record is from RefSeq and is a predicted model, not a curated record. The transcript is spliced from 11 exons. NCBI's taxonomy places the organism in Eukaryota, Metazoa, Chordata, Mammalia, Pilosa, Megalonychidae. Gene Ontology annotation, cellular component: ubiquitin ligase complex. Gene Ontology annotation, biological process: positive regulation of ubiquitin-protein transferase activity; protein neddylation.